AUGAAACUCCUUACCCUCAACUUCCUCACCUGCGCCGUGAAAGCCUGCAAAUCGACCAACACAAGCUUUCCUCUCCACCCCAAAGAAUGCUCGCUUGUCAGUAACGAUAUACCUAUAAACACCGCUUUACUGUUAAACAUUCUGCCGAGGAUCGAUUGGAAUGCGAUGUGUAUUAUUGCUUCUGAGCUCUCAUUUCCCGCCCUCCCGCUAACACCUCCGACACCUGAGGCACUUCAAGAAGACGAGAAAAUGAUGAAAGAACUCCACACACUCCUCAUGGAGACCGAAAUCGAUGAAGGAAGCUUGGUCUGUGGGAAUUGUGGACAUGAGUAUCGGGUUAAGGAAGGCAUUGCAAAUUUCUUAUUACCAGGACAUCUGCGGGGUGUUGGAGGAGACGGAGGCAAAGUUAUGGACUGGCUUGUGGCAAGCUCUAAGACACGGGGGAGGAAGACGUUGGGCACGCUAGACAAUUAG
This is a messenger RNA of Sclerotinia borealis F-4128, 474 nucleotides long. NCBI's taxonomy places the organism in Eukaryota, Fungi, Ascomycota, Leotiomycetes, Helotiales, Sclerotiniaceae. The record is from the annotation of a GenBank genome assembly.